Messenger RNA from Monodelphis domestica (gray short-tailed opossum), 2002 nucleotides. The record is from RefSeq and is a predicted model, not a curated record. Lineage: Eukaryota; Metazoa; Chordata; Mammalia; Didelphimorphia; Didelphidae.
AAAGAUAAAGGGGAAAUGGAGAGGCUAAGAAGGGCUCACCUCCUUGGGCCCUUGUGGUCAACAGCCAGCCUUUGGGGGAACCCCUGGAAUGCAGGAAAAUGUCUUCCUGACCAGAAACAGUCCCCUUCCCACUCUGGAGUUCCAGGAACAGUCAGAUGGCACUCUCUAUGGACUGGUCCAAGCACCCCAAAGCCCAGCAGCUGGGCAGAUGCCCCUCUCCAGGCAAAAAGGACUAAUAGCAGCAUUGUCUCUCUUCCCCCAGCGCAGAAUGGAGGCCAUUGCCAAGUUUGAUUUCAACGCCUCUGGAGAGGAUGAACUAAGUUUUCACACCGGGGAUGUCCUAAAGAUUCUCAGUAGCCAAGAUGAAUGGUUCAAAGCUGAGCUGGGGAGCCAAGAGGGGUAUGUGCCCAAGAACUUCAUAGACAUUCAGUUCCCCAGCUGGUUUCAUGAGGACAUCUCCCGGCAUGACGCAGAGAGCUUGCUCAUGGGCAAGGACGUCGGCUCCUUCAUCAUCCGAGCCAGCCAGAGCUCACCUGGGGACUUCUCCAUUUCUGUCAGGCACGAAGACGAUGUCCAACACUUCAAAGUCAUGAGAGAUGCCAAGGGCCACUACUUCCUGUGGACAGAGAAGUUUCAGUCUCUGAACCAGCUGGUGAAUUUCUAUCGGACUUCCUCCAUCUCAAAGCAGAAGCAAAUCUACCUGAGGGAUGGUGGCCGAGAAGAGCAGGACCGGUGGGGUGGGAGCCUAGAACGACGGCUCCAGGAAGGGCUUCACAUCAGCGGAGGUGUUGGAGAAGAGACUCGUCCUUCGACAAAUAGGAAACAAUCUGAUCACCCUCCUGCCCUGCAAUCUCACUAUCAGGCGCAGCAGCCAUCACCACACCAGCAGCAACCAAUGCCACUGCCAUCACUGCAGCAACAUCAGCAGCAGCAGCAGCAGCUGACCACAGCGGUGCCUCAGCAGUACCAACAGCAGCAGCAGCAGCAGCAGCAGCAACAGCGGUACCAGCAGCAUCACCAACUCCAGCCGGACCGUCGAGGUGGCAGCUUUGAUGUCAAUGAGGGGCGACGGAUAAACCCCGAGAUGAAUGCUGCCCUCAUGCAUCGGAGACACACGGACCCUGAGCAGCUACAGAUGGUUGGGAGAAUACGCUGGGCCAGAGCAUUGUAUGACUUUGAGGCCGAGGAAGAAGAUGAGCUGGGCUUCUGCACCGGUGAAGUGGUGGAAGUCCUCGACAGCUCCAACCCAUCCUGGUGGACAGGCAGACUGCACAGCAGAUUGGGCCUUUUUCCAGCCAACUACGUGACCCCCCUUCUCCGAUGAAGCCUGUUGAACCCAAGCCCCUGGGCCAGGCCCAGAGUGGCAGACCUCUUCUGGCAGGGAAGGGGGAAGGGGUAUGGGAUUCUCUUGCAAAGGCAUAACAUGCAUAUUUGCAUGCACACACUGUUUUAUUACUGUAAUUUAUUGGUGAGCUGGUUGAUAAAUUAGUUAACAUAAAAGGCACCCAGGUGGGGGUUAUUUUUAUUCCAUUUUCCCCUCUUCUUCAGCUAGGGAGCAGAGGGUGGAGGAGAACAGUCAAAUUCUAAAAGUCUCCUUAAAAUCUCUCUGCCUUCUCUUCCACCCUGGUCUUGGGCUCUCCCUAAAAACAGGGAAGCAGCGCCCUUCUCCCCAAAGUGGGGUGGAGAACAACAGGGGUGGAAUGGUAUUUGGCCAGGGCAGGUUUUGACUUGUCACCCACUCCCUGCCCCACCACAACUCCACCAGCUGAACCUGCAAACCCCAGCUCCACUUUGGGGUUCCUGGCAGGUGCCAGCUUUCUCCUCUCCGGUGAGAUGGAUUCUGGGUUGUGGCCAUGUAGGACAGUGACAAGGAUAGAGAAGCAAAGAGCAGGGGCAGAGGGAGGCUGGGAAUCAGAAUAGACUUUGGACAGUCUGGCUAGUUCUUAGAAUCAUGUUUUUAAAAUGCAUACAUACAAUAAAAUUCAGAGGAUUACAAAGAAAA